This is a messenger RNA of Glycine soja, 811 nucleotides long. RefSeq lists its product as uncharacterized. NCBI's taxonomy places the organism in Eukaryota, Viridiplantae, Streptophyta, Magnoliopsida, Fabales, Fabaceae. The transcript is spliced from 4 exons. The record is from RefSeq and is a predicted model, not a curated record. The coding region runs from base 87 to 560 and encodes 157 amino acids. Gene Ontology annotation, molecular function: iron ion binding.
ACCCUUUUUCUUCCACAACCAUUCUCUUAUCUUCUUCCUCUCAACUCAACACAGAGAGUGUUUAGCGAACAAAAGAAAUAAACAAAAUGGCAUUGCAGGCACCACCUAGCCUUCACACCGUCAAUGGCAAUGCUGGCCUGAGACGACCCUUGAUGAAUCCUUCUUCUUUUUCUCUAAAGUCAUCUUUCUUCUCUGGUUCCCUCAAUUUCUAUCUUCAUCCCAAUCACCUCCAUCUUACUUCAGCUCCACCCAGGAUUUCCAUGCGUGUUGCUUCCAAACAGGCCUAUAUCUGUCGAGAUUGCGGGUAUAUUUACAAAGACAGGACUCCCUUUGAGAAGUUGCCUGAUAACUACUUCUGCCCUGUUUGUGGUGCUCCAAAACGAAGAUUUAGGCCCUAUGCACCGGCUAUCACUAAAAAUGACAAUGACACAGCUGUUAGAAAGGCACGAAAAGCAGAAUUACAGAGAGAUGAAGCAGUUGGGAAGGCACUUCCUAUUGCAAUUGGCGUGGGAAUUGCAGUGCUUGCAGGAUUAUAUUUCUAUCUGAACAGCCAAUACUAGGCAGAAUGAAUGUUCGAUUCCAGUGCCCUUUAACGUGGGGUGUAGUUUGUUCCCGUUCUUUCCCUUUUCUUUUUGUUCAUUCUGUUGAAUGCAUCCAGAAUGACCAUACAAUAAAUUGUACAAUUAUUUUGAGAGAGAAGAAUGGUCAUGUUUAUCAACCUUAACGGGUGAAGGAUGCAAUGUAGUUAGACGGGAGAAUAUAUUUAUUUACUUUGUUGCCACCUUACGUGAUAAGAAACAUUUUAUAUAUA